Messenger RNA from Nothobranchius furzeri (turquoise killifish), 2353 nucleotides. RefSeq names its product cytochrome P450, family 20, subfamily A, polypeptide 1 (gene cyp20a1). Gene Ontology annotation, cellular component: membrane. Gene Ontology annotation, molecular function: oxidoreductase activity, acting on paired donors, with incorporation or reduction of molecular oxygen; heme binding; iron ion binding. Lineage: Eukaryota; Metazoa; Chordata; Actinopteri; Cyprinodontiformes; Nothobranchiidae. The record is from RefSeq and is a predicted model, not a curated record.
GCCUUCUGUGACUGUCCAGGCUGUGUAGUUGAACACUGAUAAGCAAUGUUGACGUGGUAACCAUACACAUUCUAUAUGGUGGUGAAAAUCUUUAGUUUACUUGAAAAAGGGUUAGUAACGCAAAUAUGCUGGACUUUGCCAUCUUUGCGGUGACGUUUGUCAUAAUUUUAGUCGGUGCUGUUCUUUAUUUGUACCCGUCAUCCAGGAGGGCCUCUGGUGUCCCAGGUCUCUACCCCACUGACGAAAAGGACGGGAACCUGCAGGACAUUGUCAACAAAGGCAGCCUGCAUGAGUUCCUUGUCGGCCUUCAUCAGGAGUUUGGUUCUGUGGCAUCGUUCUGGUUCGGUGGUCGGCCCGUGGUCAGUCUUGGCUCCGUGAACCACCUACAGCAGCACAUCAACCCCAACCACACCACUGACUCCUUUGAGACCAUGCUGAAGUCGUUGCUCGGCUACCAGUCGGGAAUGGGAGGCGGCGCCAAUGAAUCGGUGAUGAGGAAGAAGCUGUAUGAGAGCGCCAUCAGCAACAGCCUGAAGAACAACUUCUCCACUAUCCUCCAGGUGGUGGAGGAGCUGGUGGGGAAGUGGAGCUCGUUUCCAGAGGCUCAGCACAUUCCUCUGUGUUCACACAUGCUAGGCCUGGCUCUGAAGACCGUCACCCAGCUGGGACUGGGCGAGCGCUUCAGGGACGAUGCCAAAGUCAUCUCCUUCCGCAAGAACCAUGACGCGAUAUGGUCAGAAGUCGGUAAGGGCUACAUGGAUGGUUCCCUGGAAAAGAGCUCCAGCAGAAAAGCUCAUUAUGAGACGGCUCUGUCGGAGAUGGAAUCCAUGCUGCUGUCGGUGGCGAAGGAGAGGAAAGCUCAGAGGAAACAGUCGGUGUUUGUAGAUGCUCUCCUUCAGUCCAGCCUCACAGAACGACAGAUCAUGGAGGACUGCAUGGUUUUCACUUUGGCCGGAUGUGUCAUCACUGCUAACCUGUGCAUCUGGGCAGUUCAUUUCCUGUCCACCUCAGAAGAAGCCCAGGACAACUUGUACCAAGAGCUGCAGGACGUCCUGGGUUCUGAUCCGGUUUCCUUGGACAAGAUUCCUCACCUCAGAUACUGCCAGCAGGUCCUCAACGAGACGGUGAGAACCGCCAAGCUGACCCCCGUUGCUGCUCGGCUUCAGGAAGUUGAGGGGAAAGUCGAUCAGCAUGUCAUCCCCAAAGAGACUUUGGUGAUCUACGCCCUUGGGGUGGUCCUACAAGACGCCGACAUGUGGAGCGCCCCAUACAGGUUCGAUCCGGCUCGAUUUGAGGAAGACUCGGCUAGAAAGAGCUUCUGUCUGCUCGGCUUCUCGGGGAAUCAAACGUGUCCAGAACUCAGGUUUGCUUACACUGUAGCCACAGUCCUGGUCAGCACGUUGGUCCGGCGGCUGAAGCUCCACCAGCUGCAGGGACAGGUGGCAGAGGUUCGCUCUGAGCUGGUGUCCUCACCUAAGGAGGAGACCUGGAUCACUGUCAGCAGAAGAAGCUGAAGACGGUGUUCCAUGUGAGAGGGAUCAACGUGUCCCGCUUUAACAGAGCCAAUUUAAAUCAGGAAGGACAAAUGACCAUUUUAUUUCUCCUGAAUGUUCUCUGGUUCCUCCUACUCUGGUUGCCUUAUUAGUGCUUUUACAGCAUUCAGCUGCCUUUUUUUUAAACUUGUUCAUAACACAAAACAUCAAAGUUAGCACUUGUUGGCUCUCAUUUGUUUAAAGGUGAGAAAUGGAAGGCUGAAUGUUGAUGAAAACUGACUAGGACGUAUCUUUAAAGGGGCUGUUUGUAAAGAACACUGCCAUCUAGGGGUCAGUCUGAAAUCAGCAACCACUUUUGGUUCAACAAAUUCUUGUCAAAUUUGACAUUUAAUAAGAAUAUUAUUAGCUUUAUUUCACUCAGUUGUCGUUUAGAAAUAUGACCAAUGUUUAUUGUAGUUUUUUUGUUUGCCCCUAUCUGGCCGAUGUUCCAUGAUUUGGGAAGUGUGUCAACAGUUUCGAUUAUCUUAUUUCUUCCUUCUUACCACAUCCCCCCCCCCUCCCCCCCCCCCCCCCCGGCACAAAUCUUUGUUCUUCUCACUAGUAAUUUUAGAUUCAAUGUUUUGAGUGAAUUGUUUAAAAAAAUGUCAGAAUUUAAAAGUUUAUUCAUCUUUUAGAGAAAGUUUCUUGUUUAUUGAACUUGUACAAAAAUGAGAAUUUUUGUCAUGUUUUUCUACUUCAGGAACUUUUUUGGUCUGUUUAUGGAAAGUAAUUUAAUUUGGACUCAUUUGAUAUGGAAUUUUUAAUCAUUUUUAUAAAGGUUGAAUAUGGAACAAUUUAAUAAAAAUCUGUGUUUAACUAAA